Lathyrus oleraceus (garden pea) is the source of this 1281-nucleotide messenger RNA. Its product is annotated as dehydration-responsive element-binding protein 2D-like. Lineage: Eukaryota; Viridiplantae; Streptophyta; Magnoliopsida; Fabales; Fabaceae. The transcript has a single exon. Gene Ontology annotation, cellular component: nucleus. Gene Ontology annotation, molecular function: DNA-binding transcription factor activity; transcription cis-regulatory region binding. The record is from RefSeq and is a predicted model, not a curated record. Bases 152 to 967 code for a protein of 271 amino acids. Gene Ontology annotation, biological process: positive regulation of DNA-templated transcription; response to stress.
UACUUUUUUCCCUCAACAACAUAAGCCUGUUUUCAUACCUAACACACUCAAACUCACAUUUCAGUUCUCUGCUGGAACCUGAGUGUGUAACAGAAAAAACACAAUACAAACAGAACCAGAAAAAAAGCAGAAAAAAUCAGAAGAAAAAAAAAUGAUGAAAUCAGGGUUGGGAAAUGAAGAGAAAAAACAGUUGAAAAAACCAGCACAAGCUAGUUCAAGAAAAGGGUGCAUGCGAGGCAAAGGUGGACCUGAAAACGCAAGCUGCACUUACAAAGGUGUGAGGCAGAGAACUUGGGGCAAAUGGGUGGCUGAAAUCCGCGAACCUAACCGCGGCGCUCGUCUCUGGCUUGGUACUUUUGAAACUUCUCACGAAGCUGCUUUAGCUUAUGAUGCUGCUGCUCGCAAGCUUUAUGGUUCUGAAGCAAAACUCAAUCUUCCAGAUCUUUCUACUCCUUCUGCACCCUCUGCAACAAUAUCACAAACACCUGAAAUGCAACAUCAACAAAUUCAAAUUCAACCCAACCCCAACAACAACAACAGCUUCAAUAUUUCAAAUGUCAAUUCAUGCAACAACAUCAACAUGAGCAACAUGAGCAACAACAUCAACAUGAACAACAACAUUAACAACAUCAACAACACUGUUUUUGUUGGUGACAUUGGACCCAUAUACAACAGUGACAAUUCCAUUCUGCCAUUUCCAAUGGAUGCUACAAACACAAUGGAACAACAACAGGUUGAUCAAAGCUACAAUAAUAAUAAUAUUUCAAAUGAUUCAUUUUUUGGAACAAUGAAUUAUGAAAGUACCAUGCCAGUGAUUGAUGAUGAUUCAAUCUGGAGAGAGGCUGCUAUGUCUUUGGAUGCUGCAAUUUCAAUGGAUUAUCCAAUGAUCAGUGAUCCUGAUGGAUUAUAUAAUUCAGGUGGAAAUUUUAGUGGUUGGGAUUCUUUACAAACACCAUGGUGCAUGUAAAUCAAAUCCAGCCAACAACAACAACAACAAAGAUCAUAAAAUAAUGAUAAUAUAAUGUGUGUAUAUGUAUAUGCAUGCUAUACUAUAUACAUGUGUUAUAUAGUAUAGCUAGGUAUAUAAGGAGUGUAGUAUAGUAUAGUAUGAGUAGCAAAUAUGUUAUGAUAAUAAUAAUAAGUUGACUAAAAGAUCAUGACAUGACAUGGUGAUUUUCUUAAGCACUUUUGUCAUGAAUCUUUGUAGGGUCAAAUGUUGUAUAUAUUAUAUGAUGUUAAAAGAAUGGAUCAUUAUGAAUGAAUAUAAGUUUGAUUAUAUUA